AAAUCAUCUAUUCCCAGUUCCUGGCUUCGGUUUGCCGAGUUCUACCUACGCCCCAAUGGUCGCAUCAAUCUCCGGUUAAACAACUUUACCUUUUAUAAACAUUUGAAAGCGAGGUCAAAUGCCCAUCGCUGGAGUUGCACUGCGUAUGGCUCUAAGUGGAAAUGUAAGGCACACCUUAUUCUAACAGACAAAUUGGAGGUUCUUAAAGCAAACGUCGCCCAUAGCCAUCCACCCAACAAACAUAGUUUUAAAUCAAACUUUAAUGUACCAAUCGAUAAAGGGUUAGCUAUAAAACAAAAUGGAGGAGGACUACAUGAAUCUUUUGAACGAAGUUACCAUUCUCCAUUACACGAUUAUUUGGUAGCUCACAGGGUCUUUAGAAAUGAAUAGUUUCUUUUUUCUUUUUGUAGGAUUCUUUUCUUUUUUUUCAUUAAUAAAUUAGUCGCUUUUGUGAGAUUAGAAUUAUAAUAUUGUAACAUGUAUAAUGGUGACAGGUUCACACAAUAUGAAAUAAUUGACGCCAGAACACUGACGACACGUUUAUUUCCUAAUAAGAUAAAAUAACGCCAAUGAACGUAAUCCCAUACAGUGAGUUACUUUUGUCUUGAUGAGCUUUGAUGACAAAGAUGAAUUAUAAUAUUUCUGACUUAACCUUUCUCCUAAUACUCGAAAUACUACACAUAAUUCCAAAUCAAAAGGGGAGUGAUUUAAAUGAUAAUGUUUUCCACCAAAGAAAAACUUUGUCCAGAAAUUGACAAUUAUUACUUUGAAUAAGAAUAGUAAACCAUAAAACUUUAAAAACAGAAGUCUUAUUAAAUAUUUUCUAUUGCCCUAAAUAUAUGUAGGUUGAAUAAGUAUUAUUAACUAAACCAAUAAAAUUCCAUGAGUACUU
This is a messenger RNA of Achroia grisella, 892 nucleotides long. RefSeq lists its product as uncharacterized. NCBI's taxonomy places the organism in Eukaryota, Metazoa, Arthropoda, Insecta, Lepidoptera, Pyralidae. The transcript has 2 exons. The record is from RefSeq and is a predicted model, not a curated record. The annotation marks the transcript as partial.